AUGAAUGCAUUUCCAUUAACAAGCGACAAGGUGAAUGAGUGCAUCAGAGGAUUUGAGGUUCUCGGUUUUCCACAAUGUUUAGGUGCAAUGGGGUGGUACUCGAUUGUUUUGUUUGCCCUCGUAGAUUAUAGAUACCGUUUUCUUUAUAUAAAUGUUGGGUAUCCUGGAAGAGUCAAUGACUCUUUUAUUUUUGAAAAUUCAUCACUUAAGAGCCAGUUAGAAAAUUGUGUUGCUUUAGAAGACAAAAGUAGGGUGAUUAAUGGUGUCAAAAUACCCGUAUUGAUCCUAGGUGAUUCUGCAUUUCGAUUUUCCACCAAAGUUAUGAAACCAUACCCUUAUGAUGAAAACGCUAGCAUUGGUCAAAAAACUUUUAACUACCAAUUAUCUAAAUGUCGAAGAGUGGUUGAAAAUGCUUUUGGGCAGCUUAAGGCAAGGUUUCGCAGAAUAGGGAAGGGCAUUGACAACAAAAUCGAAAACGUGAACAGCAUAAUACGAUCCUGCUGUGUUCUUCACAACUUUUUAAAUGAAAAAAAUGAUGUAGUGGAAAAAAGUUGGGUACGUGCUCUGAAAAAACAACAUCUGGUUUCAGAACGACAACAACCAGAAGAAGUUUCAGUAUUAAAUGACGGCGAUCUAAAUGCAGAACAAAUAAGACGAUGUUUAGCUACAUUUUUUAGUGUUUCAGAAUCUUCCGACGUAGAUAUUGGAUCUAUCGGUGGAGAAGAGCAUGGCGACAGCAACGAUGUAUCAUUUGAUGACGGGGCCUGGUCUGAUAUAUAAACACAUUCAUUAUUUUGAAAAACUUAAACAAAUUUGUGAAAACUCACCUGCAAUACUUUCAAACACUAAAUUUGUAGUUAUGUAUGGGCAAAUUGCCUAAAAAUCUCUUCAAUAUAUGGAAGUACUUCCAAUCGGAUGGCGCCCCUCCCGAAACUCCAACACACUGCUGUUCUUUCCUGAUUUAAAAUAAACAAAC
This is a messenger RNA of Teleopsis dalmanni, 976 nucleotides long. RefSeq lists its product as uncharacterized. The record is from RefSeq and is a predicted model, not a curated record. The coding region runs from base 1 to 780 and encodes 259 amino acids. NCBI's taxonomy places the organism in Eukaryota, Metazoa, Arthropoda, Insecta, Diptera, Diopsidae. The transcript has 4 exons.